This is a messenger RNA of Manis javanica (Malayan pangolin), 4384 nucleotides long. RefSeq names its product nuclear export mediator factor (gene NEMF). Gene Ontology annotation, molecular function: ribosomal large subunit binding; tRNA binding. The record is from RefSeq and is a predicted model, not a curated record. NCBI's taxonomy places the organism in Eukaryota, Metazoa, Chordata, Mammalia, Pholidota, Manidae. Gene Ontology annotation, cellular component: RQC complex. Gene Ontology annotation, biological process: ribosome-associated ubiquitin-dependent protein catabolic process; rescue of stalled cytosolic ribosome.
GAAUUCUUCAGAAAAGUGACGCAAACAAGUUCUCACUAAGGAAUAUUGGGUCUUCUGCGCGGCCGUAGAGCUCUGCCAAGCGCGCCUGCGCAGAAGAGUAGCGGCGUUGAGUCAGGGAGUCAGUGGGGAAAAUUGCGGUAGUGACUGUCGAACCUCGCCAUGAAGACCCGUUUCAGUACCAUUGAUCUCCGCGCGGUACUCGCUGAGUUGAACGCCAGCUUGUUAGGAAUGCGAGUAAACAAUGUUUAUGAUGUGGAUAAUAAGACAUACCUUAUUCGUCUUCAAAAACCAGACUUUAAAGCUACACUUUUAAUUGAAUCCGGCAUACGAAUUCACACAACAGAAUUUGAGUGGCCUAAGAAUAUGAUGCCAUCUAGUUUUGCCAUGAAGUGCCGAAAACAUUUGAAGAGUCGGAGAUUAGUCAGUGCAAAACAGCUUGGUGUGGAUAGAAUUGUAGAUUUUCAAUUUGGAAGUGAUGAAGCUGCUUAUCACUUAAUCAUUGAGCUCUAUGAUAGGGGGAACAUUGUUCUUACAGAUUAUGAGUACCUCAUUUUAAAUAUCCUAAGAUUUCGAACCGAUGAGUCAGAUGAUGUUAAAUUUGCCGUUCGUGAACGCUACCCAGUUGAUCAUGCUAGAGCUGCCGAACCUUUGCUGACCUUGGAAAGAUUGACAGAAAUAAUAGCCAGUGCACCUAAGGGUGAACUACUGAAGAGAGUUCUUAACCCAUUACUUCCAUAUGGACCAGCUCUCAUUGAACACUGUCUUAUAGAAAAUGGAUUCUCUGGCAAUGUCAAAGUGGAUGAAAAAUUAGAAAGUAAAGAUAUUGAAAAAGUACUUGUUUGUCUGCAGAAAGCUGAAGGCUAUAUGAAAACAACGUCCAGCUUCAGUGGAAAGGGGUAUAUCAUUCAGAAAAGAGAAAUAAAACCAAGCCUGGAAGUAGAUAAACCAACUGAAGACAUACUCACGUAUGAGGAAUUUCAUCCUUUCUUGUUUUCUCAACAUUCACAAUGUCCAUAUAUAGAAUUUGAAUCAUUUGACAAGGCUGUGGAUGAAUUUUAUUCCAAGAUAGAAGGUCAGAAAAUAGAUUUAAAAGCUUUACAACAGGAAAAACAAGCAUUGAAGAAAUUAGAUAAUGUCCGAAAGGAUCAUGAAAACAGAUUAGAAGCUCUUCAGCAAGCUCAGGAAAUAGACAAACUUAAAGGAGAGCUCAUAGAAAUGAACCUACAGAUAGUUGACAGAGCCAUUCAGGUUGUUCGAAGUGCUUUAGCCAAUCAGAUAGAUUGGACAGAAAUUGGGUUAAUUGUGAAAGAAGCCCAAGCUCAAGGAGACCCUGUUGCGAAUGCAAUCAAAGAAUUAAAACUACAAACAAAUCAUGUUACAAUGCUGCUAAGAAAUCCAUACUUGUUAUCAGAGGAGGAAGAUGAUGAUGUUGAUGGUGACAUCAGUGUGGAGAAAAAUGAAACCGAACCACCAAAAGGAAAAAAAAAAAAGCAAAAGAAUAAACAGCUGCAGAAGCCUCAGAAAAAUAGGCCAUUACUUGUUGAUGUUGAUCUCAGCUUGUCAGCAUAUGCCAAUGCCAAAAAGUAUUAUGAUCACAAGAGAUAUGCUGCUAAGAAAACACAAAAGACUGUUGAAGCUGCUGAGAAGGCAUUCAAGUCAGCAGAAAAGAAAACAAAACAAACCUUAAAAGAAGUCCAAACAGUUACCUCUAUUCAAAAAGCAAGGAAAGUGUAUUGGUUUGAGAAAUUUCUGUGGUUCAUUAGCUCAGAGAACUAUCUAAUUAUAGGUGGACGAGAUCAGCAACAGAAUGAAAUAAUUGUGAAAAGAUAUUUGACAACAGGGGACAUUUAUGUACAUGCUGAUCUUCAUGGAGCUACUAGUUGUGUAAUUAAGAAUCAAACAGGAGAACCAGUGCCCCCUCGGACUCUGACUGAAGCUGGCACAAUGGCACUUUGCUACAGUGCUGCUUGGGAUGCACGUGUCAUCACCAGUGCUUGGUGGGUGUACCAUCACCAGGUGUCUAAAACAGCACCAACUGGAGAAUAUUUGACAACAGGAAGCUUCAUGAUAAGAGGAAAAAAGAAUUUCCUCCCUCCUUCAUAUCUAAUGAUGGGGUUUAGCUUCCUCUUUAAGGUAGAUGAGUCUUGUAUUUGGAGACAUCGAGGUGAACGAAAAGUCAGAGUGCAGGAUGAAGACAUGGAGACACUGGCAAGUUGCACAAGUGAACUCAUAUCAGAAGAAAUGGAACAACUAGAAGGAGGUGACAGUAGCAGUGAGGAAGAUAAAGAGGAGUUACAAGAAACCCCUGUGGAAGUGGAACUCAUGACUCAGGUUGACCAAGAGGAUAUUACUAUUCAGAGUGGUGGAGAUGAGCUUAAUGAAGAACUAAUUCAGGAAGAAAGCUCUGAAGAUGAAGGAGAAUCUGAAGAGGUGGUAAAAGAUCAGGAAGCUAUUGUUAAAAUGAAGGAUGAAGAAGAAGAGACACUGAAUUAUCCUGAUACUACCAUUGAUUUGUCCCACCUUCAAUCCCAAAGGUCCCUCCAGAAAUUGGCUUCAAAAGAGGAAUCUUCUAAUAUGAGUGAAAGUAAGUUACAGAGCCGGAGACAUCUGUCAGCCAAGGAAAGAAGAGAAAUGAAAAAGAAAAAGCUUCCAAGUGACUCAGGGGAUUUAGAAGUGAUAGAGGGAAAGGACAAAGAAAAGGAAAAUGCUCUACACAUGGAAACUCAUCAGAACACAAGCAAAAAUGUCCCAGCUGUGCAGCCAAUGAAGCGAGGACAGAAGAGCAAAAUGAAAAAAAUGAAGGAAAAAUACAAAGACCAAGAUGAAGAAGAACGGGAACUCAUCAUGAAAUUGCUGGGAUCUGCAGGUUCGAACAAAGAAGAAAAAGGGAAAAAAGGGAAAAAAGGAAAAACAAAGGAUGAACCAGUGAAGAAACAGCCCCAGAAACCUAGAGGUGGACCAAGGGUUUCUGACAGCAUAAAGAGAGAAACUCCAUCCCUUGAGGUUGUAACUCACGAGUUACAAGACAUGGCUAUAGAUGAUCCACAUGAUGACAAGGAAGAGCAAGAUCUGGAUCAACAAGGAAAUGAGGAAAAUCUGUUUGACUCUUUGACAGGGCAGCCACAUCCUGAAGACGUGUUACUGUUUGCCAUUCCAAUAUGUGCCCCUUACACCACCAUGACAAACUACAAAUACAAAGUCAAACUUACUCCUGGAGUUCAGAAAAAGGGAAAAGCUGCAAAAACAGCCUUGAAUAGUUUUAUGCACUCCAAAGAAGCAACAGUAAGAGAAAAAGACUUAUUCCGCAGCGUAAAGGACACGGAUUUGUCAAGAAACAUUCCUGGCAAAGUGAAAGUAUCUGCACCUAAUCUUCUGAAUGUAAAAAGGAAGUAGCAGAAGUGAAAUCCUAAAAUAUUUGAGAUGAGCCAAUUUUAUAGCCUUUUGGAGGUUCAGAGAUGAAAACACCAUGUAAGGAGACUUUCACAUUUAGCAAUGAACUAAAUGGAAACACUGUCUACAACAGGAGUCCCUAAAAGAUUUGUGGACAGUUACAUGCUAAUUGUAUACAUCUGUAGUUCAGCAUUCUCUUGAAAUUUAUUAAGUAUUAAUUUAAUGCUGUAAAGAAACCAAAUAGUGAAGUGGCUCAAUUGCUUAGACUAUUGAUUUGGUUGUCUACUGUAUAUAAUAUAUAUCUAUUAUAGGCCAAUCACUAGUUUUGUUUUGUUUUUCCUGGUGGUGGUUGGAGGAGUUAAGCAUUUAGGAUUAGUCUUGAAAAUCCUAAGUAUUGAGCAAAUUUCCUUCUACCUUUACUUAUACUUAUCAAAAAAAAUCAGACUAGACUUAAAAUACAGGUAAGUCCCAUGACUCAGCUUAAGAAAGAAUACAGAAGAAAUUGGUGUGGAUCAUUUCCAUGCAUUUAUACACCUUCACUUUUCAUCUUAGUAUUUUCCUUGUUAUCUCAUUCAGUUCCAUACUGUUUUAGUUUCCACCUCUAGUAAGUACCAGAAGCAUGCUACAGAGCACCUGAGCCUAUAACAUAAAAGUGCACUUUUAGGCUUACCAACUAAAGACUCCUGAACCAGUUUUCUGCUCCUUAACAGAAUGGAGAAUAAAGUUGUACAUUUCCAUUCUUUUAUGAGCUACAAAAUUCUGUUAAUUUUUAAAUAAUUAGACAACAGCCUACCUAUAUCAACAGGAUUGCAUGCCCCAGCCCCUAUACCAAAGCAUUGAGAUCAAACUACUAAACAGUUGUUGGUCCUUACAAAAUUUCUUUUGUCAGCUUAGUCCUACUGAAAAUGUUUUUUCCAUUUUAAAUUUAUAAAAAAAAAGCAAACACUAUAUAGCCUAGUGUUGUAAAUACAACAUAAUAGACCACUUGUCAUUU